UUUCAAUUAGUUGUGCGUGCGUUUGUUUUGAAAAAAUAAAAAAAGAAUAUGCAUUUGUCUUUCGCUUACUUUUAUGUUUUGUUAUGCCUCAAAUAUUACAAUGCACUUGCAGCGGAGGGGCAAACAAAGAUAACUGUGGGUGCAAUUUUCUAUGAAAAUGAAAAGGAAAUCGAACUUAGCUUCGAUCAGGCAUUUCGUGAGAUCAACAAUUUGAAAUUCUUUGAACUACAAUUUGUUACCAUCAAACGCUUUAUGCCUACCACUGACAGUUUUUUGCUGCAGCAGCUUACUUGUGAACUGAUUUCCAAUGGCGUUGCGGCUAUUUUCGGACCAAGUUCAAAGGCAGCUAGUGAUAUUGUUGCUCAAAUAGCAAAUACGACCGGCAUUCCACACAUAGAAUACGAUUGGAAAUUGGAGGCAACGCGUCAGGAUCAUUUAAAUCAUCAGAUGACUGUGAAUGUGGCGCCUGCGCUCUCUGUGCUAUCCCGUGCUUACUUUGAGAUUAUUAAGACGAAUUUUGAGUGGCGCACCUUUACCAUGAUCUAUGAAACUGAAGAGGGACUUGCUCGCUUACAGGAUCUGAUGAAUAUACAUGCUCUCAAUGCAGACUACGUCAAGCUGCGUCACUUGGCUGACUAUGCUGAUGACUAUCGCAUACUAUGGAAAGAAGUGUAUGAAACAUUUCAUGAGCAUCGGAUUAUACUGGACUGUGAGCCCGAGUCGCUAAAGGAGCAGCUUAAAAUAUCUAUGGAAUUCAAGCUGCAAGGUCCAUUUAGAAACUGGUUUCUAAGUCAUUUGAAUACGCACAGCUCGGGACUGCAAGAAAUUUACAAUGCUGAUUUUAAAGCAAAUAUAACCUCAGCGCGCUUGAAAAUCGUCGAUCCAAAUCCGUAUGAACGCAAAAAGACGCGACUGACCAAGGCUGAUCAAGUGUUAAACAGUCAAAUGAUGCUGCCGAUACUGAUGUAUGACGCUGUUGUGCUCUUUGCCAACUCAGCGCGCAAUGUCAUCAAUGCCAUGCAGCAGUUUUAUGCGCCUGAGAGUCAUUGUGUCAACAGCUUGGGCAGACCUUGGCAAAUGGGCACUUAUAUAGUGCAGGAAAUGAAGAUAAUAUCGGAGGAUGAUGUCGAGCCGCAUUUCAAAACAGAGAAUAUGAAAUUUGAUGAGUUUGGCCAGCGUACGCAUUUCAAUUUGGAAAUCUAUAAGCCAACAGUGAAUGAGCCGCUGAUGGUUUGGACGCCAGACAAUGGCAUCAAAGUGCGACGUCUGACGGCAGAGCAGGAGAGCUCCUCGACAGCGCAGGAUUUCUCCGAGCAGCGCAGAGUUUAUACUGUAGUCACACACUACGAGGAGCCCUACUUUAUGCUUAAGCAAGAUCAUGAAAACUAUAGAGGGCAGGAAAAGUACGAGGGCUAUGCUGUCGAUUUAAUACGCAAACUUUCGGAGCUAAUGGAAUUCGAUUAUGAGUUUAUGAUUGUCAAUGGCAAUGGCAAAUAUAAUGCAGAAACUAAACAAUGGGAUGGCAUUAUGCGCAAGCUUAUAGAUCAUCAUGCGCAAAUUGGAGUUUGCGAUUUGACCAUAACGCAGCUUAGACGCUCCUUUGUGGACUUUACGGUGCCUUUUAUGCAGCUUGGCAUUAGCAUUUUGCACUACAAGAGUCCGCCGGAGCAGAAGAAUCCAUUUGCUUUCUUGGAGCCCUUUGCUACAGACGUUUGGAUCUAUAUGAUAUUUGCUCAACUUAUAAUGACGCUGGCAUUUGUAUUGAUAGCCAGACUUUCCUAUCGCGAGUGGAUGCCACCUAAUCCUGCUAUAGUAGAUCCCGAUGAGCUGGAGAAUAUAUGGAAUGUCAAUAAUAGCUGCUGGCUUAUGGUUGGCUCUAUAAUGCAGCAAGGCUGCGAUAUAUUGCCCAGAGGUCCACACAUGCGCAUCUUAACUGGCAUGUGGUGGUUCUUUGCUCUAAUGAUGCUCAGCACUUAUACAGCCAACUUGGCUGCCUUUUUGACCAGCAACAAGUGGCAGAGCACUAUCAAGAGUCUGGAGGAUUUGAUAGAGCAGGAUGAGGUCAAGUAUGGCAGCAUGCGUGGCGGCAGCACCUCGCUGUUCUUUUCCGAAUCCAAUGAUACGGACUAUCAGCGCGCCUGGAAUCAAAUGCGUAGCUUCAAUCCAUCUGCAUUCACCAGCAAUAAUCGCGAGGGCGUCGAUCGUGUGCGCAAGGAGGAAGGCAAAUAUGCUUUUCUAAUGGAAACCACCAGCUUGACCUACAACAUAGAGCGACACUGCGAUCUGCGCCAAAUUGGCGAGCAGAUUGGUGAAAAGCAUUAUGGACUAGCUGUGCCAUUGGGCGCUGAUUAUCGCACCAACUUAAGCGUUUCCAUACUGCAAUUGAGUGAAAAGGGCGAGCUCUAUAAGCUGAAGAACAAAUGGUGGAAGAAUCACAAUGUUACCUGUGAAACAAUACACGAGGUCGAUGGCGAUGAGUUGUCCAUUAUAGAGCUGGGUGGCGUUUUUGUGGUACUCGCUGGCGGCGUCGUCGUGGGCGUCAUCCUGGGCAUCUUUGAGUUUCUCUGGAAUGUGCAAAACGUAGCUGUGGAGGAGCGUGUGACGCCUUGGCAAGCGCUCAAGGCGGAGCUAAUGUUUGCUUUGAUGUUCUGGGUGCGCAGAAAGCCAAUGCGCAUUACCAGCAGCUCUAGCGACAAGUCCUCGCGACGUUCCUCCAGCUCCAGACGCAGUUCCAAGGAGAAAAGUCGCAGCAAGACCAGCUAGAGUGUUUUUUUUUUAUUUUAUAUGUACAUUUUGCGUUGAAUAAAUUGAG
This is a messenger RNA of Drosophila busckii, 2812 nucleotides long. It is a transcript of the gene GluRIIA, whose product is annotated as glutamate receptor ionotropic, kainate 2. The record is from RefSeq and is a predicted model, not a curated record. Lineage: Eukaryota; Metazoa; Arthropoda; Insecta; Diptera; Drosophilidae. The coding region runs from base 49 to 2763 and encodes 904 amino acids. Gene Ontology annotation, cellular component: plasma membrane; postsynaptic membrane. Gene Ontology annotation, biological process: monoatomic ion transport; synaptic transmission, glutamatergic; modulation of chemical synaptic transmission. Gene Ontology annotation, molecular function: transmitter-gated monoatomic ion channel activity involved in regulation of postsynaptic membrane potential; glutamate-gated receptor activity. The transcript is spliced from 12 exons.